Messenger RNA from Myotis davidii, 1041 nucleotides. RefSeq names its product ADP ribosylation factor 5 (gene ARF5). NCBI's taxonomy places the organism in Eukaryota, Metazoa, Chordata, Mammalia, Chiroptera, Vespertilionidae. Gene Ontology annotation, biological process: intracellular protein transport; vesicle-mediated transport. Gene Ontology annotation, cellular component: plasma membrane; cytoplasm. The transcript has 5 exons. The annotation marks the transcript as partial. The record is from RefSeq and is a predicted model, not a curated record. Gene Ontology annotation, molecular function: GTPase activity; GTP binding.
GCCCGGAAGGUGGACCACAGCGCUCACCUGAAGGCGCUGGGCUCUCGGCCCCUCGCCCCAUCACCAUCAUCACCAUCAGCUGUCCUGGCCUUUCCCCUUCCCUGGUCUCUAGGGGGCUCCCUCGCUCCUAUCUCUAUCGCCAGGCCCCUCUCCUUUGCAGUUGGCUUGGAUGCAGCUGGCAAGACCACAAUCCUGUACAAACUGAAGUUGGGGGAGAUUGUCACCACCAUUCCCACCAUAGGCUUCAACGUGGAAACAGUGGAAUACAAGAACAUCUGUUUCACAGUCUGGGACGUGGGAGGCCAGGACAAGAUUCGGCCUCUGUGGAGGCACUACUUUCAGAACACUCAGGGUCUCAUCUUCGUGGUGGACAGUAAUGACCGGGAGCGGGUCCAGGAGUCGGCUGAUGAACUUCAGAAGAUGCUGCAGGAGGACGAGCUGCGGGAUGCGGUGCUGCUGGUCUUUGCCAACAAGCAGGACAUGCCGAACGCCAUGCCCGUGAGCGAGCUGACCGACAAGCUGGGCCUGCAGCACUUGCGCAGUCGCACGUGGUACGUCCAGGCCACCUGUGCCACCCAAGGCACAGGCCUAUACGAUGGGCUGGACUGGCUGUCCCAUGAGCUGUCUAAGCGCUAACCAACCAGGGGCCGGCCCCUGCUGCCCGGAAGCCCCCGCGUGCAUCCCCGGGAUCACCAGACUCCCGGACUCCUCAGGCAGUGCCCUGCCCUCCUGCUCCUCCUCCCACAGACACAGGCCUCUGCUCCUGCCCCUCCUGCCUGCAUGUUCUCUCUGUGGUUGGAGCCCGGAGCCUUGUUCUCCAGGCACAGAGGGGUCCACUCUCCUGCCUGUUGGGACCUGUGGAAGGGGCUUCCAGGACCGAGACCCUUUCUUCCAGAGGAGGAGCAGGGACCUGGGUUUACUUUUGUUUGUUCCAUUUUGGGCAUACCCUUGGGGCCAGGUGGGAGGGGAGGGGGGACUCCGGGUGGUGCUAAGAUAUGGCACUGGAUAUUGAGUAAUAAAUUUGCUGUGGUUUGUACAUGA